Sphaeramia orbicularis (orbiculate cardinalfish) is the source of this 2262-nucleotide messenger RNA. RefSeq names its product ras-related protein Rab-19-like. Gene Ontology annotation, molecular function: GTPase activity; GTP binding. The record is from RefSeq and is a predicted model, not a curated record. The transcript is spliced from 4 exons. Lineage: Eukaryota; Metazoa; Chordata; Actinopteri; Kurtiformes; Apogonidae. The coding region runs from base 692 to 1366 and encodes 224 amino acids.
AGAGAGAGAGAGAGGGAGACUGGGAGCUUAUUAAGUCUGCAAGAAAACGAAAACUGAUGAGUGAAGGAUACAGAGAUUAAAAGAGGCAGACAGACAGACGUGUGAAUGAGCCAAAGGACUGAACAGCAACCUGGAUUACAGACUAUUAUAUUUCUAACUCCUGUUUUGCUUAAAGGAGGAUCCCCCCUCUAUAUGGACACCUAAUCAGUACCAGUGCUGGAAGACGAAAAAGGAUGGGAUUCAUGCUUUUAGCUGCUGUGGGCCAUAAACUGGGUCAGCACCUGAGAAGGAGCUGAAAGGAGCAGCAGCACCAGACACUGAGACAUUUUUGUCCUAUUGAAAGAGCACAAGGGGAACAGGCUGAACUGGCUUGAGACACAAAACAGAAUGCAGAAUUCUGGGAGAAACAGUCAAGAUACUGAAAACAAGCUUAGCUGACUCAUUCUUGUAAAAAAGUUGUAAAAAAUUUCCAUUUUUUACAAACCAAAUCUUUGACAGGAUAAAAGAGAACUUUAGUCUGUAUUUUAAAAAUCGAACAUCUGUGGAUUUCACCACAAGGAGUAAGAAAAGGACUGAUUUUGGGACAUUUUUUGUUGUUGUAACUCAAAAAAAAUCUGUAGGUUCAGAGGAAAUACAUUCACAGUUGUCUGCAGAAGGAAUCAUUUCCUUCUCAGUCACCUGCUGUACAGUCAUGAUGCAGAGCCCCGGACCUGAACAUGAUGAUUCUUUUGAUUUCCUGUUUAAGAUCAUCCUGAUUGGAGACUCUAAUGUUGGAAAAACCUGUGUGGUUCAAAACUUUAAGUCUGGGGCAUUCUCAGCGAAACAGCAGAACACCAUCGGAGUGGACUUCACUGUACGAACCAUGGAUAUUGAGGGAAAGAAAGUUAAGAUGCAGGUGUGGGACACAGCAGGUCAGGAGAGGUUUCGAACCAUCACCCAGAGCUACUAUCGCAGUGCUCACGGUGCCAUGAUCGCCUAUGACAUAACAAGACGCUCAACCUUUGACUCAGUGACCCACUGGAUAAAGGAAGUGGAGCUCUACGGAGCAGCCAAUGUAGUGAUGGCGCUCAUAGGUAACAAAUGUGACUUGGAGGAUGAACGUCACGUUCGCUUUCAGGAGGCUUGUGCUCUGGCAAAUGAAAAAGGCCUAAUAGCUGCUCUAGAAACAUCUGCAAAGGAUAGUCAAAAUGUGGAGGAAGCCUUCAUGAUGAUGGCCAGGGAGCUGCUGUCUCGUAAUGGCCUUCAUGUCCAGCAGGAGGAUGUAAAGAGCAGCAGCACUCCCCGGAUUCUCCUCCGGGCCAACUCUCGACCAGUUGACAUUACCUCAGCUGCCUACACACCACCAGAGAAGAAGUCCUGCUGCUGAUGCAAAAAAGUAAAAAAACAAGCGGACAGGGUGGAAGAAAGAGUAUGAAAUCAGGACAUUUCUGAAAAUACUAAUAUUGAUGGAUACAGGGACAAGGAGCAAAUAAAGAACAUCUUUUAUCAUGUUGAUUGUGAGGAAAGAAAUGGAAGAAGUUACAAAGAAACUCACAAAGCCUCAAGAACUAAGAGUCAUAGCUCUCAGGAGGUUUAAGCAAUUAUUGGAGAGCAUUGAGAGGUCGAUGCCGUGUACUUUUCUGUGACAGAUGACCUACCUGGAGUGAAGAAGGAUGGCUUUGUUUGUCCACUGCUGCUAAAGAACAAUAAAUUAUAUUCUAAGAUAAGUCAUGUUUACGAAUAAGGUUUGCAAGAGACACUGGUGACCAGCGAGGGGUAUGUAAUCAGUGCUGAAUGAAAUUGCAAGUCUCUUUUAUAUUUGUUUUUCCUGGAUUACCCUCAUCAGACUGUGACAAAUUCUGUUUUUUGUUUUUAUUUGCACUCUCAGAAUAAACAUAUUGAAACCCUUUAAAUGUAAAAACAAAAUCAUUACAUUCUACAUAUCUUAAAGGUGUCACCUUCCCUCUGAAGGCCGACACAUACUAUCAACCUGUAGGACAGAAGAUUCCUAGUAUUUCACCCAAAAGUUCUUUUGUGGUGCCUCUUUGAUUAUCUGUGAUUACCUGCUGCUGUGUUCUGGAUUAAACAUCCCAGAGAAGCCAAAAGACUUUCAGUUAUGCAGUUUGUUAGGAAAUGAUAAUGCCAUACAUUGUUAUGAAGGUUUUUAAUAGGAUGAACAACCUCACUUUGAUCACUAGAGGACACUGUGCUACUAUUACACAUGUUCUGUAACUGCAGGUUGGAUACCCAUUGCCUUAGACAAUAAAGAUCAUCUAAAACAUC